Molecule: messenger RNA, 4091 nt
Organism: Oncorhynchus nerka (sockeye salmon)
Lineage: Eukaryota; Metazoa; Chordata; Actinopteri; Salmoniformes; Salmonidae
Product: SLAIN motif-containing protein-like
Exons: 9
Coding region: 243-2237 (664 amino acids)
Biological process (GO): cytoplasmic microtubule organization; microtubule nucleation; positive regulation of microtubule polymerization
Cellular component (GO): microtubule plus-end
Source: RefSeq, a predicted model, not a curated record
CAAAACAUAGCUGCUAGUUAGCUAGCCAAUUACAGGCUAACGGGGAAAAUGGCUUAACGUGGUCCCCCCACAUCGACAAUCAUAUAGCUGUACUUUUUUUUGUUUGUUGAUACAUAUGAUUUACGUUUUUCGUAUACCUUGCAAACCUACUUGAUUCAUGCAAACUCUCGUGUGUUGGAUUUAGCAGGCUCAUUCGAACAUCUUUUGACACCAACACGGCUCAGCAGCAGACCGGGAGAAACAUGGUAGUUCCGCACAGCUCCAGUGCGGUGCAACCAGCAGACAACGACUGUGCGGAGGGUCUUGUGAAGCCAUCCCAGCCGAGCUACAAGGAGGAGCAGGAGCUAGCAGGGGUGGAGUUGGAGGAAGUACGUAAGCUCCAGGAACUCAUUCGACGACUUGAGGUCCAGAAUCAAACACUCCGAAACAGGGGAGGCAGUAAGAAUCUACAUCUCAGAGGGACCACCACAAACAACAGUAACCUCACAACCAGUACCAACAUCAAUGAGAUAAUCUCCUCCUGUGAAGGAGUGAUCAACACCAACUCCUCUCUCAGGUUGGGGAGCAGUGGAAGCUGUGGAACGGAACUAGGCGGCAGCAGUAGUGACUUGGAGCUGUCCCCUCCUCAGGACAGUAGUAGUGACUUGGAGCUGUCCCCUCCUCAGGACAGCAGUAGUGACUUGGAGCUGUCCCCUCCUCAGGACAGCAGUAGUGACUUGGAGCUGUCCCCUCCUCAGGACAGCAGUAGUGACUUGGAGCUGUCCCCUCUUCAGGACAGUAGUAGCAGUGAGGAUAUGUCCCAGCUCCCUGUAGUUAACCGGGAAGAGGAGGAUGGUGGACUGUGUGCAGGCUUUCUGACCCUGCCGUGCGGGAACGGACCAGGACCGGCGCAGACCCAGGGGCAAAGCACAACCCCAGAGAGUCCCUCUUUGGACAGCUAUGAGUCUGAGACCCUGGCGGAGAGCGACUCUGGGGUGGACCAGUUGGCUCUGGAUGAAGUGGAUGUUCUAGACCUAUGGGAGGACCUUGCAGAGGUGGAUGACGAGGACAGCUGGUUGUAUGUCUCCCCUAUGAAGCAGGUAGUUGCUGAGCCCAGACCUGAGUCUCCUCUGAAGUGGUGCCGGAAGGUUCUGGACCACCCCAGCCCAGAGACUGAGGUGGCCUGUCGCACCCUGCUCAACCGUCUCGACCAGACAUCUCGCUGGAGGAACAUCUACAGCAGCUCUGGUCAGAUGGGGGAGGCUGGCUCCUCUGGCUCUGGGCUCCUCUCUCCUGGGUACCACAGCAAAUCUACUAACAAAAGCCUACUGGCCAGUGGUGGCUCAGGCUACGUGAGUGUGCACUCUGCUCUGAGUUCCCAGUCUUCUGUAGACAGUGAGCUGAGUACCUCAGACGACUCCAUCACCAUGGGUUACAAGCUACAGGACCUCACUGACGUCCAGAUCAUGGCCCGCCUACAGGAAGAGAGUCUGAGACAGGACUAUGCCUCCAGCUCUGCCUCAGUGUCUCGUCGUAGUUCCUCUGCCUCCCUCCAGUCUCUACGUCGGGGUGGGACCUACAGCGACCAGGAGUUUGAUACCUACAGCCUGGAGGAUGAGGAGGAUGAGUGCUGCUCUCUGCCCCAGCGACGCCUCCGCUACUCCCCCUCUCCCCUGAGCUCGCCCCGCUGCCUCUCCCCCUCCACGGGUUUGCAGGGCCAGGCAGAGUACAGCAGGCUGGGGGCCCCCCGACAACGUGUUCCAAGGCGAUCGUUACAGGGGCCCGGGCCCGAGCUGCUAAAGUUCGCCAAGACCGAGGAAGAGGUGAGGCACAGCAUGCCUAACCUGGCCCCCCGCACCAGCCUGCGUUCCCUGGAGGCGGUCAGGAACAGUCGCAGCAUGGAGGCUAACCUCCAGAGCUCUGGUAUGUCAUCUGGUCAGAUGCGAGGCAGUGGCCAGUCCCAUCUGUCCAUGCGGGUCCCUGUCAAAGCCAUGGGCUCCAUGCCGGGGGCCCGCCAGCCCUACAGGGGCCUGCCUGUAGUCCAGAGUGGACCCAAUGGAGGGGUACGGAGGGUCCAGUCCACAGGGCCUGCCAAUGGGGGAGCCUACCCAGCCGGGAGAGCCUCUACUGGGGGUGGGAGGCAAGCAGCAGCCCCAUCCUCAAGGAGUAGACUGGCCCAUCCACAUAGAAGGUCUAUGGGGAUGACUAGAACGAAUGGCCUAAUCUCAAAUGAGUCGUGGCGAGACGGCUGCUACUGAGGCAACAAGGAAACUUCCUCCAUCUCUCUCCUUUACCUCACGUUUUUAUAUAAACACCAACUUACUUGCCUCUGAACGUACCCCUGUAGGCAACACCAACUUACUUGCCUCUGAACGUACCCCUGUAGGCAACACCAACUUACUUGUCUCUGAACGUACCCCUGUAGGCAACACCAACUUACUUGUCUCUGAACGUACCCCUGUAAGCAACACCAACUUACUUGUCUCUGAACGUACCCCUGUAGGCAACACCAACUUACUUGUCUCUGACCAUACCGCUGGCCUAUGAACAUACCUCUGUAGGCUGGACCACUGUAGAUGAACAGAGCUUCCCUGGCAUGCAGAACCCUAUCACCCCACGGAUACACUGGAGACGGGACCUGGACAGAGCUUCCCUGGCAUGGAGAACCCUAUCACCCCACGGAUACACUGGAGACGGGACCUGGACAGAGCUUCCCUGGCAUGGAGAACCCUAUCACCCCACGGAUACACUGGAGACGGGACCUGGACAGAGCUUCCCUGGCAUGGAGAACCUUCUCACCCCACGGAUACACUGGAGACGGGACCUGAACAGAGCUUCCCUGGCAUGGAGAACCCUAUCACCCCACGGAUACACUGGAGACGGGACCUGGACAGAGCUUCCCUGGCAUGGAGAACCCUAUCACCCCACAGAUACACUGGAGACAGGACCUGGACAGAGCUUCCCUGGCAUGGAGAACCUUCUCACCCCACGGAUACACUGGAGACGGGACCUGGACAGAGCUUCCCUGGCAUGGAGAACCCUAUCACCCCACGGAUACACUGGAGACAGGACCUAGACAGAGCUUCCCUGGCAUGGAGAACCCUAUCACCCCACGGAUACACUGGAGACGGGACCUGGACAGAGCUUCCCUGGCAUGGAGAACCCUAUCACCCCACGGAUACACUGGAGACAGGACCUGGACAGAGCUUCCCUGGCAUGGAGAACCUUCUCACCCCACGGAUACACUGGAGACAGGACCUGGACAGAGCUUCCCUGGCAUGGAGAACCCUAUCACCCCACGGAUACACUGGAGUCAGGACCUGGACAGAGCUUCCCUGGCAUGGAGAACCCUAUCACCCCACGGAUACACUGGAGACAGGACCUAGACAGAGCUUCCCUGGCAUGGAGAACCUUCUCACCCCACGGAUACACUGGAGACAGGACCUAGACAGAGCUUCCAGAGUACAGAAGAUGUUGUUUUAUAACAUUCCAAUUCCAGUCUAUAUUUUAUGAUAGUUGAGAGAAGACAAAAGGGUUGUUAAUUUGUUUACGUUCUGUAGAUUUAAAAAUGAUUUGAAGACUUUGGAUGGACUGUUUGUUCUAUUGUGUGUGUGUGAAGUUGAACUCUGAUAUUUAAGGUGAUCACAUCUGUUACUUGGGUGUUGCAUGAUGUUUUUGUUUAGUUUUCUUUUCUCGGAGGACGAAGAAAUGAGAUUGUUAUAAAUAAGUCUGUUCUUCCAAGGAACAACCCUCAUGUUGAUGCGUGUGGGAAGUUUUUUUAAAUGUUUGUGGGAUUGGUUGUGAUUCCUGUAUAAUUGUGUUUUGCCGACUAAUGCAACAGCUCUGGACCACACUGCCCUUCCAUCAAGACCCCCCUUAAGAACAUUUUUUUUUUAAGUUAUGAAAAGUUAUCGUUGGGAUAAGUUCGUUGUGCCAAGGUGCAUAUCUGUUGCUGCAGCAUUGUUUCUACAACUCCCAACAAACUACUACUUGUAGAUGAGAUACUGUAUACAUUGAUUUACCACAGUUGUUUUUACUGCAUAUCGGUUGGUGAAUCUGAGUGUUGGGUUUUAAAACCGCUGUACUAAUAAAACAAACUGUUGAAGCACGAA